AGUAUGAUUUAUUCCAGUUGAAGCCUUUAAUUUAAUGCUACUUUUACCGCAAACACUGUAGAGUAUUGUAGACAACUGUAGAUAGACUUUUGCUUGAUGUGGUUAAAAAUAUGUCUUUUUAUUGAAGAACUGAGACUGCCUGUCUUGUGUUAAUAUCGUCUCUCUUGUAAGACUCGUGGCAAUAAAUAUUUGAGGUUUAUUUCAUCCUAAGAUGUAAAGGAUAUUUAGUCGUUAACGUAAGUGAUAUCUUAAGUAGGAGUAAUUAUACUGCCCACAGGAUAUAAGUGUUUUAACAAUGUUUAAGAAAUAUACUUUAUUUAUGGAUGUUUACCAAGAGAAUAGGAUCUCGUUACCCCAGUUCAUUUCACCUAAAGAUUAACCUGACCAUCCUAACUCUAUUUGGGAGAAAUGAGAUAAAGUUAUUUUAAUUUAGGUUAGUAUUCGCUUUUGUUGGUGGUUAUUAAGAAUUUAUUAUUUUUGUUGCUUUUUUCAGUGCUAUGAGGAUCCUGUUGAGCAAGGUGCCUCGUUCCUGGAUGGUGGACGAGAAGAAAGAUGACGGAUAUACGGCUCUUCACCUAGCCGCCCUCAACAACCACGUCGAGGUUGCUGAGCUUCUGGUCCACCAAGGCCGUGCUAACAUGGACCUUCAGAAUGUGAACCUGCAGACACCACUCCACUUGGCAGUUGAGAGACACCAUACACAGAUUGUUAGGCUGCUUGUUCGAGAGGGUGCUAACUUGAAUUUAGCAGACAAGGAUGGAGAUACUCCAUUGCAUGAAGCUCUGCGGCACCACACACUCUCCCAACUGCGGCAGCUGCAGGACAUGCAAGAUGUUGGAAAGUCACCUCAGUUGCUGAUGGGUUUGGGGACCCAAGGAGUUGACAAGAAGAGUCCAGCCUCCAUUGCCUGUCUCCUCGCUGCUCAUGGUGCUGACCUCAACAUCAAGAACAAGAAGGGACAGACUCCACUAGAUCUCUGUCCAGACCCCAACCUGUGCAAAGCCCUUACCAAGUGCUAUAAGGACAAGUCUAUUUCCGGUGAUAUGGGUGCACUUGAAGUGUGUGAAGAGGAGAGUUUGGAGGAGUGUAUGGUGUGCUCAGACACCAAGCGGGACACUCUGUUUGGGCCUUGUGGCCACAUAGCCACUUGCUCCAUCUGUUCCCCACGGGUCAAGAAGUGCCUCAUGUGUAAAGAACCUGUCCAGUCUAGAACUAAAAUUGAGGAAUGUGUAGUCUGCUCAGACAAACAGGCUACAGUUCUCUUCCAACCCUGUGGACACAUGUGUGCAUGUGAUAACUGUGCCUCCCUCAUGAAGAAGUGUGUACAGUGCCGUGGAGUCAUUGAAAAGCAGAUUCCAUUUAUUGUCUGCUGUGGAGGACAAGUGGUGGCCUCCAACUCUGGUCCUGGUGUGGCCCCCAACAACAGUGCCAGUGAAGGUGGUGGUGGCAGUGGUGGUGGUGGCAGUGGUGGUGGUGGCAGUUUGAUGGAUUCAAUUGCAAAUAACCUUAACUGGGAUCAUAACCUUCCAGCACCAGCAUCCAUUCUUCCUGGUGGUGCCAGCAACAGUAGUGGUGGCAGUAGUGUUGGCGGUAGUGGUGGAGGCAGCAACAAUGCUGGCAAUGUGACAUCAGGAGCAGCGUCAGCAACAGGAGUUGUGGUCCCUGGACCGACGGGACCACUCAUGAACAAUGGUUCACGAGAUAUGUCAUCUGCAGACUUGCAGAAGCUACAGCAGCAACUCCAUGAUAUUAAGGAACAGACCAUGUGUCCUGUGUGUCUUGAUCGUCUCAAGAACAUGAUCUUCCUCUGUGGUCACGGAACAUGCCAGAUGUGCGGUGACCGUAUGCACGAGUGUCCAAUAUGCCGCAAACCUGUGGAAAAGCGCAUUUUGGUGUUCUGAGCCUAAGUGUGGGGCUCAUGCAGUUUGAUCAGAAGUUUGAGAGGUGCAUUCCAUGUUUUCCACAAUCAAGACAUAGAUGCAAGCUUUCUUAUAAUAUUUGUUGAUUAUUGUUUAAAGCAACUUUCAAGUCACUUCUGAGUGAUUUGCUGAAAGUUCAUUCCCUGUUAUGUGAAGGAAAUAUACUGUACUGUAUCCUGCGUUGAAUACAAUAUUUUUAGACGGCCAGAUGUUAACGUCGGCAUUACUGCCUUUCAGUCUGAGUGAUAACGAUUUUAUCAUUUCUGUAUUUGUAAUUGAUUUACAUCUUGAUGAAAAAGUGGCUAUAAAUCAUUUAAUAUUUUAUUCUUCCUAAUUCAGAAUAAUCUUUUUACUGUACAAUCUAUAGUUUUACCAUUGAAAGAAUUUUUAUUGUAAAGUACAAUAGUUUUUAAACAAAAUAUUUUCUCAACUUUGUAACUUGUGAGCCAACAAUAUUACCCAUAUUUACUGUACACUGAAUCUGCGGUACUGACAUUUUGUGCUCAAUAAAGCCACACCACAGUUUUUAUUUAAAUUUAAAGGAAUUAAACAUCUAUAUUAGUUGUUGUUCUAGAAAUUGUGUUGUGUUGUUUCACAUAUUAUCUUUUUUUAAUAUGUAUUAUACUUGUGAGUGAAUAAGUCGAUGUAAAGUUUUAUUUUUAUUUCAUUUUAAUAAUUCUUUUGCAUGCCCUUCUCACAUGUAGUUUACCAAAAACAAUAUUUUUUUCCUGCAGUUAUAAAUACUUUACACCAAGUUGUGACUCAUGCACAUAUUUGCUGUAAAAUGUGGAUGAAUUUCUUUUAUGUUUAACUUUUUAAUACAGGCAUUUCCUAAAUUUAUUAGGUAUAUCUUUGAAUUUUCUCCUGCAUGAACUCAUGAAUUCUCUUCAGUUAUUGGUGAUCCUGAUUUUAUCCUACUACGGGCGUCCCUCAGUAUAUAAAUGGGUUAAGUUCCUUGAAAACCUUUCCUUAAGGGAAUAUUUAUAUAUCAAAUAACAUAACAUAUAGGGGAAAAUAGGGUUCAGUUCCCUAAUGACAAGAAAACCUUAAUGUCAUACCUAAAAAAAAAAAUUAAAUCAGUUCAUAAA
Molecule: messenger RNA, 3007 nt
Organism: Homarus americanus (American lobster)
Lineage: Eukaryota; Metazoa; Arthropoda; Malacostraca; Decapoda; Nephropidae
Product: E3 ubiquitin-protein ligase MIB1-like
Exons: 8
Coding region: 498-1901 (467 amino acids)
Biological process (GO): protein ubiquitination
Cellular component (GO): cytoplasm
Molecular function (GO): ubiquitin-protein transferase activity; protein binding
Source: RefSeq, a predicted model, not a curated record